AUGGAAGAUCGCUAUAUUGUUGAUGAUAUCACUGCUGUCAAGAAUAAGGAAUAUUUUUUGGUGAAAUGGGAGGGAUUCACAAAAGAAACUUGGGAACCACGCGAGAAUCUGGAUCACUGUGAAGAGAAACUUGCUCGCUUCUAUGAAAUAAUGCGUGAUUCCAAUCUCGACAAGGACUGGCAAUUACAGAGACAUUUAACAAAAGAUGGAACAGAAUUCGAGACGCGAAUGCACCGAGCAUAUCAUGAGAGUAAAUUAUUCGACAGCGCUGCAUAUGAUAACUGCAUAUUGAAGAAAGGUGUCAGCGAACAGCAGAAACGUGAUGCUGGAAAACGGAUUGAAGAGAUACAGUGGAUAGAUUUGAAUGUUAAAAGAAGAAAAUAA
Molecule: messenger RNA, 384 nt
Organism: Paraglomus brasilianum
Lineage: Eukaryota; Fungi; Glomeromycota; Glomeromycetes; Paraglomerales; Paraglomeraceae
Source: the annotation of a GenBank genome assembly